This is a messenger RNA of Hibiscus syriacus, 2890 nucleotides long. RefSeq names its product protein MICRORCHIDIA 6-like. The coding region runs from base 524 to 2704 and encodes 726 amino acids. Gene Ontology annotation, molecular function: ATP hydrolysis activity. The transcript has 20 exons. Gene Ontology annotation, cellular component: nucleus. The record is from RefSeq and is a predicted model, not a curated record. NCBI's taxonomy places the organism in Eukaryota, Viridiplantae, Streptophyta, Magnoliopsida, Malvales, Malvaceae.
AUCCCUAAACGAGUCCCUAAUUUCAUCCGGCAUUCACGUCUUUCUCUUCCUCUUGUACUUCGGGAGAGUUCCUGAUUCUCUGCCGCUUUUCUCAUCUUCAUCUACCAAUUUCUUGGUCACGUCUCAUUCUCACGCACAAUCAGACUCGGGUUACGCUCACCAGCAACAGCCUCCUGACUCGGUUCCUCAUCUUUGCCUUCAAUCCCACCCUUUGUCCCCCACACUCCUAAUUUUCUCUUUCGGCCCUCCUAUUUCAAGCGGCAACCGCCGGCACUCGCUAAAACCCUUAACCCGCUAUUGAAUUCCGGUUUCAAGCUCUUUAUUUUGCUUGAUUUUAAAAGCUACUUCCUAAUUUCACUUUUGCCUCUUGUUUAUGCAUUCUCUUCUCUACCCUUGAGUGAAUGCAAGUUAGGAUUUCAAAAAUUCUCAAUCCCGCCAAAGAAUUUGUUUGUUGUUUCCCCUUUGUUGGUAGUUUUUUGAGUUUUACGCUUUGGUUUCAAUAGAUUUUCACAUUAUUUGGUUGAUGCUGGGGGGACUUAAAGUGAAAAGAUAUUGUGCAGCUUCCGUGUUGCAGUUUGGCCUCCGUAAUCUCUUUCGCCGAAUAGCUGUUAGGUUUUCCUACUUAGUUUUGGAGAUGAGUGGUAUAGAAAUUGUGGACUUAACUAGUGAUGAUGAACUUGAAGAGGUAGAUGUGAAACCUGUUAAAUUGGAACCUGGUGCUGUUGGGAGCACGGUAAAGCAGCAAAAUAACCAUAGUGUUCAAUCUGUUAAUCUUCUUAAUUCCAAAACGCAAACUAGAAAACAAGCCUCUGAAGAAAAUAAAAGCUCAAAUAAUGCUUUAAGCACUGGUCAAAGUAGUACUAGUGCUUUGGAGCAAUGCCAGUCUCCAGGGGAUGAUACAGGUGUCUGUUCAACGUCAGUCGUAUCUCCAGCGCCAAUUUGUCGGCAAUUCUGGAAAGCUGGGAGCUACGAAGAAGGGCUUGGUUCCAAGGUCACGCUACAAAAUAGCACAAAUUAUCUUCAUGUGCAUCCCUUGUUUCUUCAUUCAAAUGCCACCUCGCAUAAGUGGGCCUAUGGUGCUGUUGCUGAACUACUUGACAAUGCCAUUGACGAGAUCCAAAAUGGGGCCACUUUUGUCAUUGUAGAUAAAACAUCAAACCCUAGGGAUGGGAGUCCAGCUUUGUUAAUUCAAGAUGAUGGCGGUGGAAUGGGCCCUGAUGCAAUGCGGCGGUGUAUGAGCUUUGGAUUUUCAGAUAAGAAGUCAAAAUCUGCGAUUGGACAAUAUGGCAACGGUUUCAAGACUAGUUCUAUGAGACUUGGAGCAGAUGUGAUUGUUUUCAGCCGCCAUUUGGAUGAUAGGUCAUUGACUCAAAGCAUUGGCCUACUGUCUUAUUCAUUUUUGACAAAGACAGGCUAUGACAGAAUAAUUGUACCUAUGGUGGAUUAUGAGCUUAAUUCAUCAAAUGGCACGUUGGAUGUGUUGCAUGGUAGAGAACAUUUUGCUUCUAAUCUUUCCAUUUUGUUACAAUGGUCUCCAUAUUCAACAGAAGCUGAACUUUUGAAGCAAUUUGAUGACAUCGGUUCCCAUGGCACAAAAAUUAUUAUCUACAAUUUAUGGCUCAAUAAUGAUGGGAGUUCAGAGCUAGACUUUGAUUCUGAUGAAAAGGAUAUUCGCAUUAGUGGAGACACCACAAAUGUCAAUACACUCCCUGCAUGGAAAGCUGUAAAUGAGCAACACAUUGCUAGACGUUACCAUCAUUCUCUUCGUGUAUAUUUGUCCAUCUUGUAUUUGCGAAUUCCUGAAACUUUCAGAAUAAUAUUGCGUGGUGAAAUUGUUGAGCAUCAUAACAUUGCUGAUGAUCUGAAAUUUAUAGAGUAUAUCUUGUAUAAACCACAAAGCUGUGGAUCUGUGGAGGGUGCAGUUGUAUCUACAAUUGGUUUCCUUAAAGACGCUCCUCAAGUUAAUAUCCAUGGAUUUUGUGUCUAUCACAAGAACCGUCUAAUUCUGCCAUUUUGGCAUGUUGUUAGCUAUUCUGACAGUAGGGGUAGAGGUGUGGUUGGUGUUUUGGAAGCUAAUUUUGUUGAGCCAACGCAUAACAAACAAGAUUUUGAGAGAACUUCCCUUUUUCAGAAGCUUGAAACUCGCUUGAAGGAAAUGACAUGGGAAUACUGGGAUUAUCAUUGCGGACUAAUUGGAUAUCAGAUCAAGAAAAAGUCUCGGCCACCGGCAUCUCAUGUUUCAUCUCAUUUUACCGGACAGAGCAAUGUACAAGAAUAUGUUGGCUUCAAUCAAACUUAUAUGGUUUCUGAUAGAGCAAAAGGACGACGUGUAGAUGUUGCAGAGCAGUCAAUCCCCAUCUCUCAUGGAAGAAGCAUGCAAGGAUUGCCUAUAAAAAGGAAGGGACAGGUUGACUUGGUAAAAAUUGAAAUUGUGAAACGCCAAGCAGGGACAUGUGCCAACACACCUAAGUCUCUCAAUGCUACUGCAAAUCACUUGAAAGAUCAAGAAACCCAAAACUUGAUGCAAGAAAACAGGAAACUUCAUGCAAAAUGCUUGGAGUAUGACAAGAGAGGGGAAGAACUGACAGUCAAGGUAGAAAAGCUUAGGAAUGAAAUGGUAAAGGUUCAGUGCGAGUAUGAACGGUUGAUGGAGGAACUGAAGUCCCUGGAAGUCGUCAAGGAUGAAAAGGAUGUAAAUGUGUAAAUCAACUUUAGUUCUAAUCAUUCAAUUCUUUCAUUUGUAUGUUGUAUCUCUGUGUAUCCACUGAUCUCAACUUAGGGGUUGGGGUUGAUAGGCUAUAACAGCUUCAAAGCGGGAGUUAGGGCGGGCUUGACUGGGGUUGGCCGUUCAUUGUCAUACAACUAGUUUUGGUUCAGGUUAUUUGGUAUU